AUGGCCCGGCUGGGUGGUGCUGGGCAGGACACCCUGGCUGGAGGAGGGGGUCAUGUGGACCCAGGUCCCGUGGCAGUGAACACCAGCGCAGAGCCCCCCGGCAGCCUGUCCCCCCCAGCAUGGGGCUGCGCCUGGAGCCCCCCGGCCGAGGGCAGUGAGGAGCCCCUGCAGCUGCCCACCUUCUCCCCCGCCGCCCAGGCCCGCGUGGCCGUCACCUUCGCCCUGUUUGCCCUCUCUGCCGGCUGCAACCUGGCGGUGCUGCGAGCGGCGGGCAGCCGGCGCGGUGGCCGACGCUGCCACAUCCGCCUGCUGCUGCGGCACCUGGCUGCUGCCGACCUGCUGCUCACCGUGGCCGUGAUGCCGCUGGACGCCGUCUGGAACAUCACGCUGCAGUGGCGGGCGGGCGACCUGGCCUGCCGCCUGCUCAUGUACCUGCGGCUGCUGGCCAUGUACGCCUCCGCCUUCGUCACCGUCGUCAUCAGCCUGGACCGCCAGGCCGCCAUCCUGCGCCCGCUGGCCAUCGCCCGCGCCCGCCGCAGGAACCGCGCCAUGCUCCGCGGCGCCUGGCUCCUCAGCGCUGGGCUCUCGCUGCCGCAGCUCUUCCUCUUCCGCACCGUCACCCUCCGCCCCCCACACAACUUCACCCAGUGCACGACGCGGGGCAGCUUCCCCCAGCCCUGGCACGAGACCCUCUAUAACAUGCUGGGCUUCACCUGCCUGUUCCUGCUGCCGCUGCUCAUCAUGGUCUGCUGCUACGCACGCAUCCUCCUCGAGAUCUCGCGGCGCAUGGGCUCCAGCCUCUUCUCCUCUCGGGACAUGUCACUGCGGUGCUCCAGCAACAACAUCCCGCGGGCACGGCUGCGCAUGCUGAAGAUGAGCCUGGUCAUCGUCUCCUCCUUCAUCCUCUGCUGGACCCCCUACUACCUGCUGGGGCUGUGGUACUGGUUCUGCCCACGGGCCAUGGAGAAGAAGGUUUCACCGGCCCUCACCCACAUCCUCUUCAUUUUUGGCCUCUUCAACGCGUGCCUGGACCCCAUCACCUAUGGACUCUUCACCAUCCCGUUGCGGAGGGGCUGGGGCUGCCCCUGCGGGCACGUCCCGGAGCCGCAGCCGCCCUCCCCGGCCACUGGCUCCUUCCGCUGCUCGGCCUCCUCGCUGCCGUCCCAGCGGGGUGUCCCUGGGGUGCGGGGACAGCGGGGACCUGCCAGGCUGGGGCUGCCCACCGGGGCUGGCUCCUGCCAGAGCAGCUCCCUGUGA
This is a messenger RNA of Colius striatus (speckled mousebird), 1257 nucleotides long. RefSeq names its product gonadotropin-releasing hormone II receptor-like. Gene Ontology annotation, cellular component: membrane. Lineage: Eukaryota; Metazoa; Chordata; Aves; Coliiformes; Coliidae. The coding region runs from base 1 to 1257 and encodes 418 amino acids. The record is from RefSeq and is a predicted model, not a curated record. Gene Ontology annotation, biological process: G protein-coupled receptor signaling pathway. Gene Ontology annotation, molecular function: peptide binding; gonadotropin-releasing hormone receptor activity. The transcript is spliced from 4 exons.